This is a messenger RNA of Callorhinus ursinus (northern fur seal), 2993 nucleotides long. RefSeq names its product glutamate-cysteine ligase catalytic subunit (gene GCLC). Gene Ontology annotation, biological process: glutathione biosynthetic process. Lineage: Eukaryota; Metazoa; Chordata; Mammalia; Carnivora; Otariidae. The record is from RefSeq and is a predicted model, not a curated record. Gene Ontology annotation, molecular function: glutamate-cysteine ligase activity. Gene Ontology annotation, cellular component: glutamate-cysteine ligase complex.
GCUCUGUGGCGGCGCAGGUCUUGGUCACAAGUAGGAAGAAGCUAGUGCACGACACCGGUAAAGAGAAGCGAGAGCCGCUGCCGCACAGUGCCUGUGGGGUCCGUCGCCGCCGCCUGGGAGCAGGAGCGGGGCGGGAGCCGGAGCGGGCAAGGGGCGAGGCCACCGGGCCGAGAGCCGCCCAGCCUGCCCUCCCGUCCUCUGCCUGUGUCCGCGCGGCGCGCCGGACCCCUGAGUCGGUCACCUGGGCAGCAAGGACCCCGCGCAGGGGAGCGGAGCGGACCGUCCCUCCGCCGGCUGCGGCCCAAGGGCGCCCCCGCGGGGCGGAGCGGCCGCUGCCGCCGCCGCCUUCUGCGGGCAGCUGAGUGUCCGGCUUGCGCCUGAGCGAGCGGCCGCCGUCAGCCCCGAGGAGAAGGAGGGGGCAGCCAUGGGGCUGCUGUCCCAGGGCUCGCCGCUGAGCUGGGAGGAGACCAAGCGCCACGCCGACCACGUGCGGCGGCACGGGAUCCUCCAGUUCCUGCACAUCUACCACGCCGUCAAGGACCGGCACAAGGACGUGCUCAAGUGGGGCGACGAGGUGGAAUACAUGUUGGUGUCUUUUGAUCAUGAAAAUAAGAAAGUCCGGUUGGUCCUGUCUGGAGAGGAAGUUCUUGAAACUCUACAAGAAAAGGGGGAAAGGACAAACCCCAACCAUCCUACUCUGUGGAGACCAGAGUACGGCAGUUACAUGAUUGAAGGCACACCUGGACAGCCGUAUGGAGGAACGAUGUCUGAGUUCAACACAGUCGAAGACAACAUGAGGAAACGUCGGAAGGAAGCGACUUCUUUAUUAGGAGAAAACCAGGCUCUCUGCACAAUAACUUCAUUUCCCAGAUUAGGCUGUCCUGGGUUCACGCUGCCAGAGUUCAAACCCAGUCCAGUUGAAGGAGGAGCUUCCAAGUCCCUCUUCUUUCCUGAUGAAGCCAUAAACAAGCACCCCCGCUUCAGUACCCUAACAAGAAAUAUCCGACACAGGAGAGGAGAAAAGGUUGUCAUCAAUGUACCAAUAUUUAAGGACAAGAAUACACCCUCUCCAUUUAUAGAAACAUUUCCUGAGGAUGAGGAGGCAGCCAAGGCUUCUAAGCCUGAUCAUAUUUACAUGGAUGCCAUGGGAUUUGGGAUGGGCAAUUGCUGUCUUCAGGUAACGUUCCAAGCCUGCAGCAUAUCUGAGGCCAGAUACCUGUAUGAUCAGUUGGCCACUAUCUGUCCAAUUGUCAUGGCUUUGAGCGCUGCAUCUCCUUUUUACCGAGGCUAUGUGUCUGACAUUGAUUGUCGCUGGGGAGUGAUUUCUGCAUCUGUAGAUGAUAGAACUCGGGAGGAGAGAGGACUGGAGCCACUGAAGAACAAUAACUAUAGGAUCAGUAAGUCCCGAUACGAUUCGAUAGACAGUUACUUAUCUGAGUGCGGUGAGAAAUACAAUGACAUCGACUUGACGAUAGAUAAAGAAAUCUACGAACAACUGUUGCAGGAAGGCAUUGAUCAUCUCCUGGCCCAGCAUGUUGCUCAUCUCUUCAUUAGAGACCCACUGACUCUGUUCGAAGAGAAAAUACACUUGGAUGAUGCCAAUGAAUCUGACCAUUUUGAGAAUAUUCAGUCCACAAAUUGGCAGACAAUGAGAUUUAAACCCCCUCCUCCAAACUCAGAUAUUGGAUGGAGAGUAGAAUUCCGACCCAUGGAGGUUCAGUUAACAGACUUUGAGAACUCUGCAUAUGUGGUGUUUGUGGUGCUGCUUACCAGAGUGAUCCUUUCAUACAAACUGGAUUUUCUCAUUCCACUAUCAAAGGUUGAUGAAAACAUGAAAGUUGCACAGAAACGCGACGCUGUCUUGCAGGGAAUGUUUUAUUUCAGGAAAGAUAUUUGCAAAGGUGGCACCGCCAUGGUGGACGGCUACAGCAAGGCCCAGAACAGCACGGACCAGGCAGUGGAGGAGUACACCCUGAUGAGCAUAGACACCAUCAUCAAUGGGAAGGAAGCUGUGUUUCCUGGGCUGAUCCCGAUUCUGAACUCUUACCUCGAAAACAUGGAAGUGGACGUGGACACCAGAUGCAGUAUUCUGAACUACCUAAAGCUAAUUAAGAAGAGAGCAUCUGGAGAACUAAUGACAGUUGCCAGGUGGAUGAGAGAGUUUAUCGCAAACCAUCCUGACUACAAGCAAGACAGUGUGAUAACUGAUGAGAUGAACUAUAGCCUUAUUUUAAAGUGUAACCAAAUUGCAAAUGAAUUAUGUGAAUGCCCAGAGUUACUUGGACCAGCAUUUAGGAAAGUAAAAUACAGUGGAAGUAAAACUGACUCUUCCAACUAGACCUUCUGCCAAAGGAAAAACACAUUACUAUUUUAUUGGAGAACUGACUGCAGUACUCCUCAGCCCCUGUGUGUGGGAUGAAGACCAAAUUCUAGAAUGGCACCGUCUGUUGGGCCAGUCGGCCAGAGAUGGGUUUAGAGGCUUUCUUUCAGUAGGUAAAUCUAGAGUUUAUACAGCAUACAUGUACAUAGUAAAAUAUUUUUAUGAUUAACAACGUAUUUUAAUAACAUUGUAUCUAAAGUCCUUGUGAACCGGCUUGUACAUUUUUCAAUUCUUACUCUGGAAUACCUACUGUCUGAGCAGUUUUGUAAAUGUAAUGUACUCAUCACUGUACUAUACCUGCAUUCCAGAGUUUAAGAUGUUUACUGUAAAUUUUUGGGUUUUUUUUUUUAAAAAAAGACUUUACCUGGGACCUGAUUCACUGAAAUUUAUCACUUCUCUUUAAAAACACUUGGUCUUGUUAAUUUUCUUUGAGUCUUCUCCUUUGUUGUGUACUUAAAAUCACUGUUGAAUCCCUUGAAAUGCUUCUAGGGUAACCUUGGGUUUCUGGCACCUUGUCUCUAAUGUUUCUUUUGUAAUUGGAAUAGCUAACAGCUUGGUCACCCUGCCUCAAGCUUUCACCUCUAAAUAAAAUCCAUUGAACUGAAGGCUGUUA